AUGAAGUGCUUGUUUUCACCUCGCACACAGCUACUCAAAAACGCAGUGCCAAAGCAGCCAUCUCACUUGUUUGCAUGGAUCACAUCAACAUUGUAUAUUGACGAGAAGGAAUACAUUAACAAAGUUGGGCUUGACGCUACAAUGCACAUACGGUUUUUGCGCAUGGUCGUUCAUUUCUUAACAGUGCAGUCGUUAUUCGUAUGUCCCAUCCUACUCGCUCUACAUUGGACAGGUGCGUCAGCCUCGUUAGACAAAUCUGAUUUGGCAAGCGAGUUUACAUCGUUGGCAAAGAACGAAACAAGCGACUACAGCGCGACAUCAGCGCAUCCAACAAACAACCUGUACGGUGGGUUUCCUAGUGUACACAGCAACGAUACAGAUCAUUUUCGUAGCAAUUCCACCUUGUAUUACUUGUCGAUUGCCAACAUACCCAACCGAAACCCCAUCGUAUGGGUGCAUGUUGUUUUUGCAUUCAGCAUAUCAUUAUCUUGGCUCUGGCUGCUGUUCGUAAACCACAUCCACCACAUUGAUCUGUUACAGCAACAACCACUUACAAACAAACUGCAUGAGAGGUCUGUGCUCAUUACGCAUGUGCCACAUCAACUACGGAAUCAGUCGACCCUGCAACAACACUUUGAACGUGCGCAAGUAGGAGACGUCGAGCAUGUUACACUGGUAUCCAACACAGCCAUCAAACUGGUCGAGUCAGUGCUCAAAAAGAGAAGCAAAGCUAUUGACAAUUUAGAACGUUGGCUGAUACGCAUUGUUCGCAUUGCACAGAGAAAGCAUCAACUAUUAUCACCGAAACAAGAGACUGUGUGGUUCGACUGGUUAUCUCAUGUCAAAGAUCAACAGAUGGAAUUGUCCCUGGAAAAGCAAGUUGUUCAAGUGCAAGAGGCUCUGGAAGAAAUUGAUGAGCUGGAUAAAGAAAUUGCUCGACUUCGAGACGUCAAUCGAUCGCCCGAGUACUACAUGCCAACAGGCGCUGCAUUUGUCACCUUCAAAUCUGCUCAUUCUGCUCAAAUAUGUGCUCAGAUUGUCACAUCUUGGAAGCCUGGUGUAUUUGAUACUCGCAUGGCACCUGAGCCAAGAGAUGUGCUAUGGAGAAGUUUGCUACGACGAGGACGAAAGAGUCGAGUAACAGGCACACUUCGGCAAUGGGUCGUGCUCGCUGCAGUGUGGUCCCUUACUAUAUUUUGGCUGUUUCCCAUCACAUUCAUCCUUGGUCUGACCUCUAUUCAAUCGCUCUCACAUCACUUUGCCUUUCUACGAUACUUCUUAGCAUCUUCGUUUGUGGUACGAUCCUUUAUUCAAAAUAUUCUACCUACACUACUAGUGACACUGUUUAUGAGUUUGUUGCCGUGGAUCGUAUUGGAAAUCUCCAAACAGCAAGACUUUGUCUCAUACUCUGAGCUUGAAGAUGCUGUGCUCGGUCGAUACUACCACUUUGCCAUCUUCAAUGUGCUGAUUGUAUUUUUGCUGGGCACCACAUUUCUCACUACUAUGCUGGAUGUGUUGUACGAACCCACCAUGAUCAUUCAACUGCUAGCCAAUGCACUGCCUCAAGGUGCUAAUUUCUUUCUCAAUUACGUCUUGUUCAACUCAUCUACACAUGCCAUGGAGUUAAUACAGCUUGGAUCACAGAUAUUUGGCCAUGUCUUCUUUACUCAGCCCAUCUUCUCAAAGACACCGAGGCUCAGGCUCAAAUACACAUCGCCAUGGUCAUUUUUGUACUAUUACUACUAUCCAAAUCACAUUCUUGUGCUUGUCAUUACCUUGACCUACUCGGUGAUUCAGCCAUUGAUCAUGAUAUUUGCUUUGUUCUAUUUUGCAUUUGCUCUUGUCGUAUAUAGACAUCAAUACAUGUACUGUUAUAUCCGCCGAUACGAGACAAAUGGAUCACGCCAUUACCGACGCAUCACUCGCUACACAUCAGAUGGCCUGUUGAUAUUCCAGUUUACCAUGGUAGGUUUGUUGUACCUGAAAGGAGUUUUAGCCGCAGCCACGACGAUUCUGCCCCUGAUCAUAUUCACCGUAUGGUUUAAAGUCAAGCUGAAUCGCCUCUUUCAAAACCGCAUCAAACACCCUUACAUUGGCCGCUUUCAGCAAGUGGAUGAAACAAACGAUUUGAGAAGAAGAGAGCAAGAACUGCAGUCUACCUACUGGUGGAAACAUGUGGAUGACAUUUGGAAGUUUUCGUACAUCAAAGCCUGGUGGGCUGCGGGCAGAUAUGCACAGCAUAGCAGUAACAAUCAGUCUACAAUGCAUUUAUCUACAUUGGAGCAGCAUCUACGGGAAUCAACGUCAGUCGGGCAGUCAGAUACAAACACAGUGGUGGCUGCUCCGUCAUCGCAUCAUAAAAAGAGUUGCAGCACAGUAGACAUUCGUGAUACAGUGGACCACAAAAUGUCAUAUCAGGAACACCACGAAGACUUGGACCAUGAGCUGCUUGUUGACGACAAGAGCCUCGUAUCAGAUCAUAGCGCAAUUGCUGUAGAAGAGGAUUGCACUGAUCGAUACCAGCGGUACCAUGAUUUCACCAUCUAUCCAGAUGACUCGAAAUCAUACUUUGAUACCUAUGAGCAUCCGGCUUUGACAGCACCUUUGGUAUCCGAUUUAAUCUUACCUUUAAAUCCAAAUCUGCAUUACUGGAACCUGAAAGAAUGCGUCUAUGUAUCUAUUGAUACCAUCAGGACACUAUUUACAAAGCAAAGCCAACCCACAAGGUCAUGCUCAAAGAAAACUCAUGAUUGA
This is a messenger RNA of Mucor velutinosus, 2754 nucleotides long. RefSeq lists its product as uncharacterized. Gene Ontology annotation, molecular function: calcium-activated cation channel activity. Lineage: Eukaryota; Fungi; Mucoromycota; Mucoromycetes; Mucorales; Mucoraceae. The coding region runs from base 1 to 2754 and encodes 917 amino acids. The record is from RefSeq and is a predicted model, not a curated record. Gene Ontology annotation, cellular component: plasma membrane. The transcript has 5 exons.